Molecule: messenger RNA, 3185 nt
Organism: Orbicella faveolata
Lineage: Eukaryota; Metazoa; Cnidaria; Anthozoa; Scleractinia; Merulinidae
Biological process (GO): cell surface receptor signaling pathway; G protein-coupled receptor signaling pathway
Cellular component (GO): plasma membrane
Molecular function (GO): G protein-coupled receptor activity
Source: RefSeq, a predicted model, not a curated record
ACAAACAGAAAAUAUUGCUUCUGUGUCCAAGCUAUUAUAUUUCAAUCAUUAAAGUCACGAGAAAUUAAAUGUUGAAUAUUGUCUGCAUUUGCAAAUUUUGCGUUCAACUGUUUUGGCGAUGAAAUAAUUUAAGCGUCCCUGCUAUUGUCGGAAAACAGACUAAAACGUCUUUUAAAGCACCUGUUUAGUCACGUGACGUGUUCGCUGAACACGAGCCAAUUGAAAGAGAACAUUACAAAAACAUAGACUUCGCUUUACAUUGAAGGAUGAACACUUUAUCGACGUAAACUGUACAAAAUCAAAUUUGUCAUCUACUGCGACAGACAACGCGGCUUUAUUUCAGUUCGCCGUUCGGGUGCCUUUGUGCAUUUCCGUUCCUAUUUGAAAACAACUCACAGCAAUCGAAAUUCGUUGCUGUUGCUAGUUUAAUAUUAACGCGAGCAUAAAAUGUGCCAGCAAUGAUUUGACUGAUUAAUAUUCCAACCGGAGAUUCUUCAAGAAAUGGCAAAUGUGAAGCUUUGCUGUUAAAGUACUGCUACGAAGCUUGUUUCCUGGUUCCGAUUCGCUUUCAAAGAGCCCAUGAUUGGUGGAACGGCUAACCAGCUCCUUUAAAGGCGCAUCAAGGAUUUGCUAACCGCUAUGAAAUGACGAUGGAAGAUGCUACUAGAAGAGAGUUUGGUUUAGACGCUACUGCCAUCGUUGGAUGUGGAAUAUCUUUGUUCUUCUGCACCAUUUCCAUCGUUGCUUUCAUAUUUUUCAGACCUCGAACAGAGUCCUUUAUGAUCAAACAGCACCUGACGUUAGCCGUGGGACUCACUCAAAUUGUUCUUCUAAUCAGUAUAGCGGCGUAUAGAAAGAAGGAGGGAUGCCAAGCGAUGUCUGUUGUUAUUCAUUAUUUCAUCACAUCUUGUUUCUCCUGGUGUUUAGUAGACAGCUUAUUCCUGUAUUUUAAUCACACGAACAGCUCGCAUCCUCUGAGAAAACACGUUUACUAUUUUUUACUUGGUUGGGGAUUUCCAGUAACCGUAAUAGCCAUGUCUCUGGCAAUUGGUUUUAGAGCAAGUAAAGGACCAAAACCAUCAUUAGCUCUCUAUUCCUGUUGGCCUACUGAUCACAUUGUCUGGACAUUCGUUAUUCCAUCUCUUCUAGUCGCCGCGCUCAACUUGAUGGUAUUGUGUGUUGUUCUCCGUCAACUUAGACAACCGUCGUACGAUAUUUGUGCCAGGGCCGUUCUGGAAAAACGAUGUACAAGGUAUGGUCUCCGUACCAACAGUCUCAUGUUACUUGGUCUUUGCCUAGGCUGGAUUUUUGGUAUCCUCUCUUUCAGAGAGGUUAAAAAUGUCCGUUUUCAACUUUCGUUUGGACUUAUUAACGGACUACAGGGAAUUUUCUUGUUCUUUUUCCACUGCGUUCUGAACAUUGACAUAAAAGGAUAUUAUCAAUCAGGGGUUCAUCGCUGCAGUCAUGAGGAUGGGUGUUUGACUGAUAGAGAACGAAGUAAGCGAGGCAACCCUCAAGUACAGGACCCACAGGUGGGGUCCCGCAGAAAGAUCAGCAGCAAGAGCCAUCCCGCAACAGAUAACAUUCCUUUGAUAUCAGUAAGAGCCCAAAGCAGAUUCCAGGAAGCAAGCUCAUCUCGUUCCCAGUCCUCAGAACCCAAAAGUGAACACCAGCCGAUUGAGGUGGCAGUAGUAUCAAGGAAUGAAUCAGAACCAGUGGAGAAAGACAAGGAGAACACACCGCAAAAACCCGACCAUGACGCUUAUCCAAGUCUGCCAGGGACACCAGAGCCAUAUGUACCUGAAAUGAGCGUGCAACAGACCAAACGAAAGAGCCUACCACCUGAGCUUCCAAGCAAAAGGACGAAAGAAGAGGUGGAAGGACUUAGUAAAUCAGCGACACUGACCAGUUUAUCGAACUAUAACAAGAAGUCAGUCAGAGACAGUGACAACCAGCAUCCUACACCGGCAGAACACUUAAAAGUACAUCACAAGGUAGAGAAAUCUCACAGCGAGCCCGUGAUCCCUCCAUCUGACGAUCAGCCGAAACCCGCAAAGAAACCGCACUCUGGUCACGGGCAUAGCCAUCCUGAAACUCGGAAGCUUAGUGUCCAGUCCUCUGCUUCAACGGGAGGAGGGUCCGAAAGAAAACCUAGACGAACUUCACGGACGCAUCAGGGAGCUUCUUUGAAUGAGCUGGAAAGUUUGUUUUCCAGUCCGAUUUACGUCAAACCUCAAAGACCUUCUGUUUCCAGUCUACACGGGACAAGCAGUGGAGGAGAGAGAAAACUAUCAAACGAGACGGUCCAAAGGCCUGGAUCAAGAACAUCUUCAAGAAAUACCGAAGAGACAAUGCUCUAAGAGGAAGAUCAAAGCUUGAUACCGCAAAACCCACGCCACACCCAGGACUGUCUUAAUUUUGCCAGCUAAAACUCCGAAAAUACGAGGAGCCUGUGGCGUUGAGAGAAUUUUGGCAUCCGACAGAAAUAAGAAGCACGCACUGUAGAGUAGGAAGUCCAUUUUGACUGGCUCAUUGGUCAAAGGGUUUCGAUGCAGGAAGUCUCAUAGGAGCGAAUUUAAAGAAGGAAGACCCCGAAGAUAUCGGAGGAUUUGUGUAGCCUCUCCCGGUAACUUGAAAAUCUAGUUAUACUUUGAAGAGAUUUGGUGCAUUUGAAACUGAAGACUUCGAACUGAGUAAAUGCCAGUUUCAACUGAGGCCAUUUUGGAAUUCUUACGGUCUAGAGCAGAAACUAAAUAAAACCAGAAAAUAUAUACGUCCCUUGGGCUGAGCGGACAUUAAACGAAUAUCUAACGCGUGUCCGGAAAGAGACACAACAGUCUAUGACGUUACUUUCCGUUUAUAAAAGAAAUAUAAAGCUGCUCGGCUUUAUAGUACGAGGGCAAAUACUGUAAUAGGCAGUACUUCAAAGUACUGGAGGCACACAAUUGUUCGAAUUAUACAAACCAUUACUCAAGUCAAUGUAUAAAUAGGCUAGAUUUAAAAUUAUUUUAACAAAGUUCCGAAAACGUCUAUUAACAAAAAAAAAAAAAAAAAAAAAAUAAGCUUAAAGAAAUCGUGCAUUUGUUUAAAAAUGCAAUAAUUCGCCAAAAUUCCCUCAAGAAAUCUCAAAUGUCAAAUGUAAAACUCCUCCGGUCUUUGAUGACUGUUUUAAGAUAAACCCUCUU